GACCCACUGCCCUGUCACGAGGAGCUGCUGAAGAUUGGAAAGUUGCAGCAAUGGAGACCUGGGCAUACCCGGAAAGUGGUUGUAGUCUCACAUCAGUGGGCUGGGCUGACCCAUCCAGACCCCGAGUUCAAGCAAUUCAGCGUCCUUCAACACGCGUUGAUGAACCUUGCUGGUGGGAAAGCACAGAUGCAGAUGGACUGUAUUUCGGCGAUCAACGGCUUCCAGCUGUCCAUGCCCAGUGCUACAGAUCAACUGAGCUGUCUUGAGUGGGAUUUCUGGUACGAUUACUUCGGCUGCCCGCAGAAGUGUGGAACAUCACCAGGCAAGGAUACACCUGAUAUACAGGCGGUGGUGAAUUCCAUUCCCGCCUAUUGUGACAUUGCAGAUUUCACCUUGGUUUUAGCGCCUGCCAUCAAGCACUCUGACACUCACCAUACCAUCAGCCAGCGCACAUGGAGCAACCGCGGAUGGUGCAGGUUGGAGCGCCUCGCGACAAAGCUGUCAGGUAACGACAAGAGUCUCGUGGUGGUAUCAGCACCCACAAGGCUUCUGGUGACAGCGGGGCCGGAUUGGAUCAAAGCUUGGCCGGACGAAGGCAACUUCACCUUGGAUGCAGAUCGUGAUGUUGUGCGGGAGGUGACAGGCCAGCUGAUGGACAUGAAGUGUCAGAGCUUGUGGGAGCAGGGUGACAAGGACAAAUGGCGUUUCUACAGCGCGCUCGUGCCAAAAGCGCGAGGUUUCCAAGGCUGUCAAUAUGGCGAAAAUCUUUCAGAGUUCUUAAACAGAUACCAGCUGGACACACCAAGCUGCUUCUGUCUUGGCACAGCCCUGACACCAUUGAUCUUGGCAAGUAUCGAGGGCAACUUGGAUGUCAUGACGCAGCUUCUCGAGAAGCAGGCAGACGUAAAUCAGGUCAUCACUUGGAACAUGCCAGAUGCUCACAUCGAUGGUCGCCACAGCGCCUUGUCUAUGGCUUCCAUGCUAUCGACUCCAGAGGCUGUCACGAAGCUUCUGAAUUGGGGGGCAUCAAUGGAUCUUGUCAAGAACAUGAACAACUCAUCUGUCCUCUCCAUAGCUGGAUACUUUGGCAAUGCCCCAGCUAUGAAAGUGCUUUUGGCCCAUGAUGCGCGUAUCGACCACUGUGAUGACGAAGGUAGCAACCCUCUCCACGUGGGAGCUUUCUCGCCGAACCCUUGGGUAACUCAAAUCCUGCUGGACCAUGGGGUCAAUCCGGAUGCAUUCUGCUACGUCGGAGCCACGGCCCUGGCAAUGACGAGCAUCUGCAACGCUGACCCAAGUCACGCUGAGAGGAUGCUGAAGGCGAAGGCAGAUCCAAAUCUCGCAGGCUCCUCGGAGGGAUGUCUGCACUCGAUGCUCAGCUGGGGAAGCAAGAAGAAAAUCGCCAUGGGUUGCGCUUCUGAGCUGGAGUGGAACUUGGCAGUAGCGAACAAUGGGACUCCGUUGCACCUGGCAGCCAUCAAUGGCAGCCUCGAGAUUGCCAAGUUGCUACUCGCUUAUGGUGCGAAUCCAGAUGCGACUUGGGGAGACGACCAGCUCACGGCGAAAGAUCUCGCCCAGAUGCGAGACCACCAGGACAUUGUUGAGCUCUUCGACAAAUCACCUCGAAAAGGAUCCCGGUGCUCGAUGUCCUUAUCCUCGUUGGACCUGGACAUCGGAUUCAUGAGA
This is a messenger RNA of Symbiodinium sp. CCMP2456, 1686 nucleotides long. The record is from the annotation of a GenBank genome assembly. NCBI's taxonomy places the organism in Eukaryota, Dinophyceae, Suessiales, Symbiodiniaceae.